This is a messenger RNA of Tupaia belangeri chinensis (Chinese tree shrew), 2173 nucleotides long. It is a transcript of the gene MAPK8, whose product is annotated as mitogen-activated protein kinase 8. Bases 48 to 1331 code for a protein of 427 amino acids. NCBI's taxonomy places the organism in Eukaryota, Metazoa, Chordata, Mammalia, Scandentia, Tupaiidae. Gene Ontology annotation, molecular function: MAP kinase activity; ATP binding. Gene Ontology annotation, biological process: protein phosphorylation. The record is from RefSeq and is a predicted model, not a curated record. The transcript is spliced from 11 exons.
UCUUGGUGCAUUUUUGGAUGAAGCCAUUAAAUUAAUUGCUUGCCAUCAUGAGCAGAAGCAAACGUGACAACAAUUUUUAUAGUGUAGAGAUCGGAGAUUCUACAUUCACAGUCCUGAAACGAUAUCAGAACCUAAAACCUAUAGGCUCUGGAGCGCAAGGAAUAGUAUGCGCAGCUUAUGAUGCCAUCCUUGAAAGAAAUGUUGCAAUCAAGAAGCUAAGCCGACCAUUUCAGAAUCAAACACAUGCUAAGCGGGCCUACAGAGAGCUAGUCCUUAUGAAAUGUGUUAAUCACAAAAAUAUAAUUGGCCUUUUGAAUGUUUUCACACCACAGAAGUCCCUAGAAGAAUUUCAAGAUGUUUACAUAGUCAUGGAGCUCAUGGAUGCAAAUCUUUGCCAAGUGAUUCAGAUGGAGCUGGAUCAUGAAAGAAUGUCCUACCUUCUCUAUCAGAUGCUGUGUGGAAUCAAGCACCUUCACUCUGCUGGGAUUAUUCAUCGGGACUUAAAGCCCAGCAACAUAGUAGUAAAGUCAGACUGCACUUUGAAGAUCCUUGACUUCGGGCUGGCCAGGACAGCGGGGACCAGCUUCAUGAUGACGCCUUACGUAGUGACUCGCUACUACCGAGCGCCCGAGGUCAUCCUCGGCAUGGGCUACAAGGAGAACGUUGACAUUUGGUCAGUUGGGUGCAUCAUGGGAGAAAUGAUCAAAGGUGGUGUUUUGUUCCCAGGUACAGAUCAUAUUGAUCAGUGGAAUAAAGUUAUUGAGCAGCUUGGAACACCAUGUCCUGAAUUCAUGAAGAAACUGCAGCCAACAGUAAGGACUUACGUUGAAAACAGACCUAAGUAUGCGGGCUAUAGCUUCGAGAAGCUCUUCCCUGACGUACUUUUCCCAGCUGACUCAGAGCACAACAAACUUAAAGCCAGUCAGGCAAGAGAUUUACUAUCCAAAAUGCUGGUAAUAGAUGCGUCUAAAAGGAUCUCUGUAGACGAAGCUCUCCAGCACCCGUAUAUCAAUGUCUGGUAUGACCCUUCCGAAGCAGAAGCUCCACCACCAAAGAUACCUGACAAGCAGUUAGAUGAAAGGGAACACACGAUAGAAGAGUGGAAAGAAUUGAUAUACAAGGAAGUGAUGGACUUGGAGGAGAGAACCAAGAACGGAGUUAUACGGGGGCAGCCUUCUCCUUUAGGUGCAGCAGUGACCAGCGGCCCUCAGCACCCGUCGUCGUCCUCGUCUGUCAAUGAUGUGUCCUCAAUGUCGACAGAUCCGACCUUGGCCUCGGAUACGGACAGCAGUCUGGAAGCAUCCGCCGGACCUCUGGGCUGCUGUAGAUGACUACUUGGGCCUUGGGGGGGAGGGAGGGGAGGGGAGUCGGUUAGUCAUUGAUAGAACUACUUUGAAAACAAUUCAGUGGUCUUAUUUUUGAGUGAUUUUUCAAAAAAUGUAGAAUUCAUUUUGUAGUAAAGUAGUUUAUUUUUUUUAAUUUCAAGUGAUGUAAUUUAAAACCUAAGUUGUGUUAAAAGAAACAGCAACAAAACUGUAUUGUAUUUUUUGCUGUAAUUAACUGUAUAAUGUAAACCUAAUUAUUUUAUCAUGGUUUAAAUUUUUGCAUAUUUGCUUUAUCUUAUGCUGCUGAUUUUUUUUUUUUACUGAAUUUGUAAGAUUUUGUUUAUCAAAGCAACUAUUAUGUGGUGACUUGCCUAUAUCAUGAAUUAUUUAAGAUUUUUAUAGUUUUUUUAUUAGAAUUUAUUUCAGAUGUUUUGUUCAUGAUACUAUCCUUCAGGGUUAUGUGCUUAUCAAUGAAAUAACCCCAGAGGAAUGAGGGAAAAUAACCUGUAGCCAGUUAUAUUCAGGAAUAACUACUGUAAAUGAUGAACGUGUGAAGAGGCCUCCAAUAUUCGCUACUUGCCAGUCCUCGCGUAUGCAGCAGUUGGUAGCAGCCCUGCCCGGGUUGUGGCAAAAGCCCCGCCGUCUACAUGGCAGAGGGACUCGAAGUAUGUUUCUGAAAAUGCUGGGCCUCUGCCACCUCCUCCUUACCCCCACCCAACAGAACUCAAGUGAAAAGAAUGGUGUAUUCUAAAGGUGUGCGGCAUGCUCAGAACUACGAUCACAUAAAGUCAAGAGGACACUUCAUGAAUAAUACAUUUCAAUGCAAAUAAACAGAUGGUUCACUUCUA